Topomyia yanbarensis is the source of this 1385-nucleotide messenger RNA. Its product is annotated as developmentally-regulated GTP-binding protein 2. NCBI's taxonomy places the organism in Eukaryota, Metazoa, Arthropoda, Insecta, Diptera, Culicidae. Bases 132 to 1223 code for a protein of 363 amino acids. Gene Ontology annotation, molecular function: GTPase activity; GTP binding. The record is from RefSeq and is a predicted model, not a curated record. Gene Ontology annotation, biological process: cytoplasmic translation. The transcript has 3 exons. Gene Ontology annotation, cellular component: cytoplasm.
UCGGAUUGGCACAAUCGCCUCGUUAGUCAAAAAAUAUUUUUUGUGAAGCCGAAUAAAAAGUCGUUUUGAAGCUUUUUUCGUUUCAUUCGUUUCAUUUUACGUCUGUGUGAUCUAGUGAUUAGCACUGCAUCAUGGGUAUCUUAGAAAAAAUCUCAGAUAUCGAGAAGGAGAUCGCAAAAACGCAAAAGAAUAAAGCUACCGAGUACCAUCUUGGUCUGUUGAAAGCCAAACUAGCCAAGUACCGGUCGCAGCUGCUGGAACCCUCGAAGAAAGGCGAAAAGGGAGAGGGAUUCGAUGUCCUGAAAUCGGGCGACGCUCGAAUCGCGCUGAUCGGAUUCCCUUCCGUGGGUAAGUCCACCCUGCUAUCAACGCUAACAAAGACCGAGUCAGAGGCAGCAAAUUAUGAGUUCACCACCCUGACCUGUAUACCGGGUGUGAUUGACUACAAGGGGGCUAACAUCCAACUGCUGGAUCUUCCGGGAAUUAUUGAGGGUGCAGCUCAGGGCAAGGGUCGCGGUAGACAGGUUAUUGCGGUCGCUCGCACCGCUGAUCUUGUGCUGAUGAUGCUGGAUGCGACUAAGCCGAACGUGCAUCGGGAACUGUUGGAGUAUGAACUGGAAUCGGUCGGUCUGAGACUGAACAAACGGAAGCCGAACAUCUACUUCAAGAUCAAGAAGGGCGGUGGCGUGAGUUUCAACUCAACCUGUCCAAUGAGCAGAUGUAACGAAAAGAUGGUCCAAACGAUUCUGCAUUCGUUUAAGAUAUUUAAUGCAGAAGUUUUGUUUCGGGAGGAUUGUACCGAGGAUGAGUUUAUAGAUGUGGUUUCGGGAAAUAGGAUUUAUCUUCCGUGCAUCUAUGUGUACAAUAAAAUUGAUCAGAUAUCGAUCGAAGAAGUAGACCGGCUGGCUCGGCAACCGUUCAGCGUGGUCGUUAGCUGUAAUAUGCAUCUGAAUCUGGAUUACUUGUUGGAAGUACUGUGGGAACAUCUGAUGCUGAUAAGAGUUUACACUAAGAAGCCCGGUGCACCUCCGGAUUUUGAAGAUGGAUUGAUUUUGAGAAGGGGCGUCACCGUAGAACAUGUCUGCCACGCCAUUCAUCGGACGUUGGCCGAUCAGUUUAAGUACGCAUUAGUGUGGGGUACCUCAACAAAAUAUUCUCCUCAACGGGUGGGGAUAUCGCAUGUGAUGCAGGACGAAGAUGUUAUCCAGGUGGUUAAAAAGUAAGGUCAUAGUCGGGUAUAGCCUGAAAGACUUCAACAUUUUCUUCCACAAAUUUUGGAUUACUCAAUGUGUCCUUAGAGGGGGUUUGCUUGAACUUGAUGAGUAUCUUUUUGGUACAGGUUGACAAUUUGCUGAUUGAGAAACUGGUUAAUCAUUAAAUUUUAA